AUGGCAAUGAGUGGAGAUAUUCUAGCCAAUGUCGUCAACAUGUUCAGUGCGUACCUCACGGGAGAGAAAAAAACGACGGUACCAUGGGGAAAAUGCCCACGACAAUCACACAUAGUGUGCAAGGUAUACAGUGGUAACUGUGGCGUGAUUACCUUCUUACGAAGACCCUUUAGCCUACUUCAUCCCAUCUCUCUCCUGAAAGUUGUCUCUUGGCUUAUUUCUGUACUGAGUUGCGCAUAG
This is a messenger RNA of Serpula lacrymans var. lacrymans S7.9, 240 nucleotides long. RefSeq lists its product as uncharacterized. The record is from RefSeq and is a predicted model, not a curated record. The coding region runs from base 1 to 240 and encodes 79 amino acids. The transcript has a single exon. Lineage: Eukaryota; Fungi; Basidiomycota; Agaricomycetes; Boletales; Serpulaceae.